AUGACAGUUACCACACCAACAGAGAUCAUCGCUCCUCCACCUCCACCGGCUCCCAUCACCUCGACAGGCACCGGUAUUGCAAACUUGCCCAAUCAAAGACAUAAAAUCGUCGCUAAAAAUGGGGCCAAUUUCACUAUCAUGGUGUGUGGUGAAUCGGGUGUUGGAAAGACUACCUUUGUCAACACUCUUUUUACGUCCACCAUUAAAGAGCCCAAGAAUCAUGCCAAACGUCGAGUGCGACCCCCUAGUAAAACUGUUCAAAUCCAAAUUACCAGAGCUGAACUGGAAGAAAAGAUGUUUAAAGUCAAGCUGACAAUUAUUGACACACCUGGAUUUGGUGAUUAUGUGAAUAAUCGCCAUGGCUGGAUCCCUAUUGUGGAUUUCAUUGAUGAUCAGCAUGAAAAAUAUAUGCGACAGGAGCAGCAGCCGUGCCGUAAGGGAGUGGUCGAUAUGCGCGUGCAUGCUUGUUUGUAUUUCAUUAAACCGACCGGUCAUACUUUAUCCCCUCUUGAUAUUGAGACGAUGAAACGAUUGGGUUCGCGUGUCAAUCUAAUUCCAGUGAUCGCUAAAGCCGAUACUCUCACACCUGCGGACUUGGCGAAAUUCAAACAGAAUAUUCGAGAUGUGAUUGCGGCUCAAAAUAUUCAGGUUUAUUCAUGUCCUAUCGAAAGCGACGAUGAAAAUACCACCAACCGAAACGUGAACAUGAUGGCUGCAUUACCUUUUGCCGUCAUUGGGUCCACGCAGGAUGUCAUGACCAGCGAUGGACGCAAAGUGAAAGGCAGAGAGUAUUCCUGGGGAGUGGCGGAGGUGGAAAAUGAUGAACACUGCGAUUUCCGCAAGCUCAGAAGCUUAUUAAUUCGCACACACAUGCUUGACUUGAUCACCACCACCGAAGAAACUCACUAUGAGAACUAUCGUCAAACUCAAAUGGAAACUCGUAAAUUCGGUGACCCAAGGACUCAACCAAAUGAAAAUGCCAAAUUUAAGGAAGAGGAAGAAGCUCUUCGUCAAAAAUUCACUGAACAAGUCAAAGCUGAAGAAGCACGAUUCCGUGCAUGGGAGCAGCAGCUUCUUGGUGAAAGAGAUCGACUUCAUAGCGAGUUGGAAGCACAAAACGAAAGAAUUAGGGAAAUGCAAAGCGAUUUGGACGCUUAUUACUACAACCAUCGCGACUCUCCAAGAGCCCUUAGAAAGUAA
Messenger RNA from Radiomyces spectabilis, 1200 nucleotides. RefSeq names its product Septin-domain-containing protein. Bases 1 to 1200 code for a protein of 399 amino acids. Gene Ontology annotation, molecular function: molecular adaptor activity; GTPase activity; GTP binding. Gene Ontology annotation, cellular component: cell division site; septin complex; microtubule cytoskeleton. The record is from RefSeq and is a predicted model, not a curated record. Gene Ontology annotation, biological process: cytoskeleton-dependent cytokinesis. The transcript is spliced from 6 exons. Lineage: Eukaryota; Fungi; Mucoromycota; Mucoromycetes; Mucorales; Radiomycetaceae.